CCAAGGAGCUCCACGCAAAUAUAGAACAGAAGGAACACUCCCUAUUCCAUAAAAAUUCUAAUAAAGUAAACAUCCUAAACCCCAAAAAGAGGAAAAAAACAAGAAGGUCAAAUAGACUGAACCAAAGCUUCAAAGGAGAACAAAAGGCUCAUGCUUAUGAAUAG
Molecule: messenger RNA, 164 nt
Organism: Plasmodium inui San Antonio 1
Lineage: Eukaryota; Apicomplexa; Aconoidasida; Haemosporida; Plasmodiidae
Exons: 1
Source: RefSeq, a predicted model, not a curated record